AUUCUUGGUAUUCCUAUCUUGGCCAUCUUUCAGACGCAAAGAAGCAACCUUAUGUUCUUCAACCCGAAGCGUGGCCAUCUUCCCUCGCGCUUCUCUUUCUCCCUUUAUAUAUAUCUCCCUCCCCGGCCCCUUUCUCGCUUUAGAGCCCUUGUGAGCUCAUUCGUUCGCCAAUACAAGGCUCUUCCGAUGAGAAGUUUCUGAUGGGAGCUCAGAAAAGCAUCCAUGCCGGAAAAGCGAAGAUAGAUUUCAAUGUGGACCUAACACACAAGCUAUGCGGAGCUCUCUUAGUUCCAUCACUCGGGAAUUCUAGCAGUCCUUUUUCACAGAUUGUUGGCAGGGUUAGCAUUAAGCAUCCCGACAUUUUUGGAGGAAGUGAAAAGCUUGAUUUGUUGUGGGAUAAGGGUCUUCAGGACUCUAAUGUAGUUGUUGCUAUUAGACGGCCAAGGCCCGAGUGGCUGUCCCAGCAAUCAUUCAUCAUUCAGCAUUCAAUCACUCCAGAGAUUGCAGUACAUGGGAUGCCAGUCAAUAGAUUAUCCCAAAUGGGGAGUGGCGGAAUCAAUAUUUCCCGUUUUUCGACUGGAGUUGAUCUUACCGAGCCUCCUAGUACCAAGUGGAGUACAAAAACCAACAUUAGGUUUGAGCAUGUCAGUGUUAUUAAUGAUGAUGGCCGACCAAUAAAUCUAGAUCAUGACGGUUUUCCAAUAACUUGCAGUGGCACUUCCCAUGAUAACAUGGUUGUAUUAAAGCAGGAGUCACAAUACGCAGUUGCUGAUGAUAAUAAAUUUUCUAGGUUGAAUUUUCAAAUAGAACAAGGCUUGCCUCUUCUAUCGAAGUGGCUAAUUUUUAACAGAUUUAAAUUUGUUGCUUCAAAAGGAGUUAAAAUAGGGCCUGCUUUACUUGUCACAAGCCUGACAGGCGCUUCUAUUGUAGGGGAUAUGGCACCUCAUCAAGCAUUCUCCAUUGGAGGAUUCGGCAGUAUUCGGGGAUAUGGAGAAGGUGCAGUUGGCUCUGGAAGGUCAUGCCUGGUUAUGAACACUGAAUUUACAGUUCCUUUGUCAAAACGGUUGGAAGGGGCUUUAUUCAUGGAUUGUGGAACAGACUUGGGAUCUGCUCAUCUUGUUCCUGGUUACCCUGCCAUUAGACAAGGAAAACCAGGACAUGGAGUUGGAUUUGGUUAUGGGCUUCGCCUAAACUCUCACCUCGGCCAAUUUCGAGUGGACUAUGCUGUCAAUGCCUUGCAAAGAAAGACCGUAUAUUUUGGCAUCAACAGUCUUACUGCUUGAGAAAUGCUUUCUCUGUGCAUAAACCACUCAGAUGCAAAUGAUCCCUCUAAUGGAAGGCAUUUUUCAUUAUGACUAUGGAGGUUUUAUAGUGCCUUCUUUUCAAGUUGAAAUGGAAUAAGAGGUAAGCCAACUCUGGAGUAGCGUUCUGGCCUGAGGCCAAUUCUUGCAUAUAGUUACAUGUAAAGUUCACAUUCAGAUUACAAUUAUUUCCAUACAAAUUAUGUAUGAGGUAUUUAAAUCUCAGCAUUUAUGAUUCCUGCUUUGAUUUUGAUAGGGGGAUGUUUGCUUGGAAAUAUUGAGUGUAUUGUAUUUUGUCUAUCAAUGUUUUAAUUUUUU
Dendrobium catenatum is the source of this 1619-nucleotide messenger RNA. Its product is annotated as outer envelope protein 80, chloroplastic. The record is from RefSeq and is a predicted model, not a curated record. Lineage: Eukaryota; Viridiplantae; Streptophyta; Magnoliopsida; Asparagales; Orchidaceae. Bases 201 to 1283 code for a protein of 360 amino acids. Gene Ontology annotation, cellular component: outer membrane. The transcript has 11 exons. Gene Ontology annotation, biological process: chloroplast organization; embryo development ending in seed dormancy.